Molecule: messenger RNA, 4969 nt
Organism: Anastrepha ludens (Mexican fruit fly)
Lineage: Eukaryota; Metazoa; Arthropoda; Insecta; Diptera; Tephritidae
Product: phospholipid-transporting ATPase ABCA3
Exons: 14
Coding region: 18-4847 (1609 amino acids)
Biological process (GO): transmembrane transport; lipid transport
Cellular component (GO): membrane; intracellular membrane-bounded organelle
Molecular function (GO): lipid carrier activity; ABC-type transporter activity; ATP hydrolysis activity
Source: RefSeq, a predicted model, not a curated record
GCGAAAAGUCUGCUACAAUGCCUGCCACACUCAAAACAAUCAUCUCUAAAAAUUGGAAAGUUGAAAUUCGUUCCUUAAAGAAAACCAUAGCUGAAAUAGUAAUUGUAAUCGUUUGUUUUUUAAUUGUUGUUUUAUUUCCCUCAAACCCGACGGAACCACAAGAUUUGACUGAGGAUGAGCAUGGAAAACUUGUGAUUCAUGAUGAACAAAAUCUGGAUAAUCUGGAAAUUUUGAAGACUUUAUUGGGUGCCGCUGGAGAACCAGUUCCAGUAAAACUUGUAUAUAGUCCAGAAGAAACGACGGCUACCAAUUUAAUGAAGGGUGUUGCGAGCAGUUUGGCAUUAUCGGAACCAAAGGCAUAUAAAACUGAAAGUGCAAUGAUGCACAGAUUCCAAAGCAAUAAGUCACUAGCAGCUAUUGAACUCACUUCAACAACUCCAUCUUGUCUAAAUGUUACCAUACAUUUCCCGAAUGAGUUUCGUACAACAGGACCAGAUCAUGACGGUGAAAAAUUGUGGGCCACUCGAUGUAGCGGUAUAAUUUUGAAGGACGCAAGCAACAGGGAAAACCAUAUGCAAGUUGAUUUAUAUAUACGAGAAGGAUUCCUUCAGUUACAACAUCACAUCUUUCUGGAAUGGCUAGCACAGGUGCAUAAAAAAGAUACAAGUGCUAUAAAGGUUUCAAUUCGUUCGUUUCAACAACACACCAAAUUUAAAACGUGUACCAGAGCGGUCGAUACUAAUAUUUUGAUGUUUCUUUACAAUUUCACCUUCUUUUUGCCAUUUCUAAAUUUGCUUUGGACAUAUGGACGCGAGCGAGAAGAAAAUAUUUUAGCUCAUCAUUGGCGUUAUGGAUUUGAUUAUGCGAAAUAUUGGAUGGGCCGCGGUAUUGUUUCUUUUAUGCACUUGUUGAUCUUGGAUGUACUCAUAGUCACUUUGGUAUCGCUUCCACUUGAGGGUAAAUUCUCCGGUUCAUCACUGCUACUGGCCCUCUUUCUAAUAGUUUACAACAUAGCGCUCUUGAUUUCUGUCGUCUUUUUGGUGUCAGUUUCAAAUAAGGCUUCGCACACUGUACUAUUUGGUGCCACGAUUUGGUUGACCAUGUUCUCGCUAUUUUCGAUUUUAGUGGAACAUCAUAGAAGUAUGGACCCGAUCUUGUCCAUUUGUUUCAUUGGGUUUUUCAACAAUGGAUUUGCGUAUGGAAUGCGCGCAUUACAAAGUGGGGAUGAAUCUUUAUAUCCCACUUUCACCAUGGCCGGAAGCUGCCUCUUUUAUUGGAUACUAAUCUCGUUAGCUGAGUAUUUCAAUCCGGGGCCUUAUAUCAAAACUUUGCCAUUUUCUUUAUGUUUCUCUGGCUAUUGCCUUACCACAAUGAAUAAACCAGCCAAGAAAUCAAAAAAUAGUUUAACACCUGAAAAAAGGUUAGUUUGGCAAGAUUCUGAAUUUGGAUCUUUAAGUUCUGUUGAAUUCAUACGUUUAAAAAAUGUGCAUACGACAUAUAGUUCAGGAAGAGUGCAUUUGAAAAAUAUUACAAUGCGUAUUUAUGGUAACGAGAUCACAGUCAUAUUGGGACCACAUUGCUCUGGCAAAACGGCAAUUAUUCAACUACUGGCAGGUUGGAACCGACCAGUUCUUGGACGAGUACAAAUUAACAAUGAAGAUUUGUAUGAAUGUUGGAAUAAAUACCGUCAACAAAUAGACGUUUGCAUGCCCAACAAUGCAUUAUUUGAUUUGCUAACUGUCGAGGAGACUUUAAUUUACUAUAUGCAUAUUAAGCUUUCGAAAAAAGACAAUGAAAAAAUCAACAUGGAAUUGGAUAAUUUUUUUGAAUCGGUUAGAUCAACUCGAAUAGAACGGAAAUUAUUGGUAAAGAAUUUAACAUUUAGUCAAAAACGUUUGCUUAGCUUGGGUUGUGUACUUGCUGGAGGAACAAAAAUCAUAUUACUUGAUGAACCUACACUUCAUAUGAAAAGCAAAGAGCGACGCAUAUUCUGGAAUAUUUUGCAUAAGGAAAAAGCCGAUCGCGCUAUUGUAUUGACUACUUUCGAUGUAAAUGAAGCCGAUGGUGUUGGUGAUCGCAUUGCGAUGCUCGGAGGAGGCGCUCUCCAAUCAUAUGGCACACCUUUUUUUCUCAAAAAUAAAUUUGGUGUGGGUUGCGAUUUGAUAAUAGUUAAAUUACCAACAACAUCCACAGAAGCGAUAACCGAGCUAAUUGCUAAAUUUAUACCAGGAAUAAUGCCAGAAAAUGAAAUUGGUGAACUGCUAUACUAUAAACUACCAAUCAUUAUGCGUCCGAAAUUUCAAAAUAUGUUGAUACAUUUAGAAAAAGAACAACGCAAUUUGGGAAUAGUUGAUUUGCGAGCACUUAGUAGCGAACUAGCUGAAGUUUACAUGUCAAUGGGAAUUAGACACACCAAACAAGUCAUUAGUGACGAAAAACUAAAAUAUAAAUUUGUUCCUCCUAACAAACUCGGUCGGCAACAAACUUAUGCUUUAUUAAACAAAAAACUAAUACAUCAAGUACCAAAUUAUAUUCCCCUCAUAACGAUUGCUGUGUCAUUCCUCUUUAUCAUCUUAAUUGCGAUAAUGGCUAAACAUAGUCUGCGUUUGCCAACAGGGCGAUACAAUCCGAUAAAUUUGGGUGCUACAAAAGAUCUUAAUUUAGACACGAUAAAAGACUGUAAAAAUAUUCAAAUUAAGAGUGUCAUCAAGAGCAAAACUUAUGGUGAAAAGUCAAUGAAAUUCGAUGAAAAAUCACUUGACUGCUUAGAUACACAUUACGGGCAGCUCUUAAAAGAAUCAAGAAGUGUAACAGACAAAUUUGGUGCAGUGGAAGUUAAAGGCGACACAUACACAUGUUGGAUUAAUCAACGUAUAUUUCAUUCAGCUCCAGUAGUUCUGAAUUUAAUGCAUAAUAUUUACCUUGCCAAGGAGAUAACCGAUAGAUCCAUAACCACCAUUCAGAACCAUCCAGAACACACUCCAUUAUGGGCCAAAAUUCAUAUGAUUGACCAACAGAAGACUCAUUUACUAUUACCAAUGGUCUUAGGUAUUGCUAUACCGAUCUCAAUUGCUUGUUUUAUUGUAUCACUGGUGGAAGAACGCAAAUAUCACUUGCUGACAUUACAAAAAAUAGCCGGUGUCGGCAUGGCACGCUAUUGGUGUAUCAACUUUAUGUGGGAUUACAUAACUUUCUUCUCAUAUAUUGGCAUAUACACAAUCAUACUCGCAUUAUCGCCUGUCGAGGGAUACUCUUUCUCAGACAAAUUAUAUGCAAUGUUACUAAUGACUAUCUAUGGCAUACCGGGAUUGGGCUUAAUAUAUGUUCUAUCUUUAUACUUUUAUUGGACAAUGUGGUCCGCAUUUUUAAUAGCAGUUAUAAUACAAAUUGUGACAGGCAUAUUUUCGUACAUUAUAUAUUGGGACGUUUUGGCAAACAAUGAAAUAUUUUUUUAUAUUUGGUCAAUAUUUCCCACAUUUUCGCUAAUGGAAGGUAUAAGCAAUGUAUAUACCCAAACCAAGGAAGAACUAUAUUGCGACCAAGCAUGUGAGGAGGAUGAUGACUGUUAUAUGAACGAUAUUUGCGCUUAUCUGUCGCAAUGUUGUCUGAAAACUAUUUUCAAAUUUGAAAAUCCAGGAAUUUUUGGAGCAAUUUGUUAUAUGCUGAUUUCUGCUUUAUUUCUGUUUAUUGCGCUUUAUCUUAUCGAAUCAAGGAGAGCUCGUAAAAGAUUUGCAUCGAAAAGAGAUGUAAAAACUCUUCAUUCCAAAACAUACCCUUACGAUGAUCGCGAUGUAAUGGAGUUAAAGCAAUUUGUUGCCCAUCAGAAUAUGCAAAGCAGUCUUAAACAACGUUUUAUGGUUGAUCAAUUGGAAUAUAAAAUACCGAAAAAAGAGAACUCGUUGAACACAAUUUCAUUUUUAGCUGAAGAGGGUCAAUGCCUGGCUAUAUAUGGCACACAUCAUUGUGGUAAAUCUUUUGUGGCGGGACAGCUUAUUGGGGAAAACAAAUUCGCCUUUGGUGAUAUUUUCGCUGAUGGAACCGAAAUGAAAUGUGAACUUAAAAAAUCCCUUGCAAAAAUGUCAUUUGUGCCGCAAGACCACGGUCUAUGGAUAACCUUUACGCCACGUGAGAUUUUACGUUUCUUUUGCAUGCUGCGCGGCAUUGAAGAGAAAGAUAUCAAAGGAGUGUUGCGCGAUCUUUCCAAUUCCUUCAUUAUGAGUUCUUUUAUGGAUACGAAAAUCCGUCUUCUUAGCGUUGAUCGCCGUCGCAAAAUUAGCAUAGCACUCGCAAUGAUUGCACAACCAACAGUUAUAGUACUGGACGAACCCACCCGUGGACUUGGACCACAAGCUCGCCGUGAAAUAUGGAAUGUUCUGCGCUUUAAGCGUUUCUUAGGCAAAACCCUUGUGUUCACAACAUCGAACGCGAAUGAGUUGGAGGCAUUAUCCGAUCGUGUCCUUAUCUAUAACGAGGGCGAGAUGUGGGCAAUUGGUAAUGUUCAAUACCUCCGAAGUAGAUAUACAAGAGGCUUCUACUUAUAUGUGAAAUUGAAUAUUGAUGGAACAACAGCUGAAGAAGCCAAAGAGAAUUUGUAUAAGGAUUCCGAAAAUUUAGUUCGCUUUGUGACCUUCUUGCAUGAAGAAUCGGAAUUACAGAUACGCAUCGAUGAUUUCUUCAAAUUUUAUUUGCCAGUUCCAAUUGUUAGUUACUCGUUUUUGUAUGGUUCCAUGGAGAAAAACAAGCGACGCUUGAAUAUUGCCGAUUAUAGCAUCAACCAGGGUACCCUUCAGGAUGUUCUCAAUUCAAUUGAAGAAAAUCGGAGUAAACAACAUGAUAGUAGCGCUUGAUUGCGUUUUCGGAUUUCCAUACGCUUCAUAAUAAUUCCAAAUGAAGUCUCUUAUAUGUGGCCAUAAACUCGUAGAUAGAAAUAUGAACAAUCUCAAAUUUGAAAUGUUUCAUAAAGGAAAAA